CCGCGGCAGAGCGAGCCUCGCGCCCGGCGGCAGCGGGAGUCUGCGGGGCUGACGGGGGCGUGGCGGGGACCCCGGGGCGGCGCGCGCGAGGCUGUGGGGCCCCGCUGCGCUCGCCCGCGGACCUCCCGGACCUCUGUGCGGGACCUCUGUGCCAGGCAGCAAUGGGGCUCCCGCGGCUGCUGGUCCUGGCCCUGCUGGCUUGGGGUCGCGUGGCGGCUGGCGGAGCUGAGACGAUCGGGAACUCCAGCCAGGGUUUUCUUGAAUUUUCUGUUGGGAAAUUCAGAUACUUCCAGCUCAACGGGUCCUUUCCAGAGGAAGCCAUUCUGCGUCAUAUUUCAAGCAAUGUGACUUUUCUCAUAUUCCAGAUACACACACAGUAUCAGAAUACCACAGUUUCUUAUUCAAGGACUCUCCUUCCCAGUACUUCAGGAACAGGCAAUGACAAAGGACUGGUUUCCAUUCUGAGACCAGAGCAGAGUAUGUGCACUUGGUACCUGGAGUCUGCAGGUGGAAACCCUGUCCAAAGUGUGGCCAUUCCACUCUCCUACUCAGAAAGAGAUCCUAUCCCUGGAGGCUGUAAUUUGGAGUUUGACUUAGAUAUUGAUCCCAACAUUUACUUGGAAUAUAAUUUCUUUGCAACGACUAUCAAAUUUGCCCCAGCAAACCUAGGCUAUGCGAGAGAUGCACCUCCUCCGCCGUGUGAUGUUGGGACGGGCCAGGAGAGUAGGUGGAGAUUGCAGUAUGAUGUGUAUCAGUAUUUUCUGCCCGAGAAUGACCUCGCAGAAGAUGUGCUGCUGCAGCAUCUGCAGAGAAUGGCCCAGGUGUCCCAGGUGAAGGCCAAUGCCAUGAAGGUGGUUACCUUAACAGCUAAUGAUAAGACAAGUGUUUCCUUCUCCGCCCUACCUGGACAAGGUGUCAUUUAUAAUGUCAUUGUUUGGGACCCGCUACUAAAUGCAUCUGCUGCUUAUGUUCCUGUUCACACAUAUGCUUGCAGAUUUGAGGCACUGGAGGAUAGUUGUGCUUCCCUUGGAAGAGUAUCUACAAAAGUGUUCUUCACUCUUUUUGCCCUGCUUGGUCUCUUCAUUUGUUUCUUUGGACACAGAUUCUGGAAAACAGAAUUGUUCUUCAUUGGCUUUAUCUUCCUGGGAUUCUUCUUUUACAUACUGAUUACAAGACUGACACUUAUUAAGUAUGACGUUCGACUGAUCCUGACAGCCGCAGCUGGCAGCGUGGGCGGAGUUCUCCUGGUGGCCCUCUGGUGGCGAUUUGGGACCCUCGGGCUGUGCCUGCUGUGUACUGGGCUCGUGCUGGGCUUUCUCAGCUCUGCAGCGGCUUUCUUCACUCCUCUGGGAAACCUAAAGGUUUUUCGUGAUGAUGGUGUGUUUUGGGUGACUUUCUCUUGUGUCACUGUCUUCAUUCCAGUAGUUUUCUUGGGCUGCCUAAGAAUACUCAACAUCCUGACCUGCGGAGUCGUUGGCUCCUACUUGGUGGUUUUGGCAGUUGACAGUUACAAGUACACAAGCCUUUCUUACAUCACUCUGAACGUUCUCAGGAGAGCACUCAACACAGAUUUCCGCAGGGCUUUCACAAAUGUGCCUUUUCAAACUAAUGACUUUAUUAUCCUGGCAGUAUGGGGGAUGCUGGCUGUAAGCGGAAUUACAUUACAAAUACGGAGAGAAAGAGGGCGACCGCUUUUCCCUCCUCACCCAUACAAGUUGUGGAAGCAGGAGAGAGAGCGCCGAGUAACGAACAUUCUGGAUCCCAGCUACCACAUCCCUCCAUUGAGAGAAAGGCUCUAUGGCCGAUUAACCCAGAUCAAAGAGCUCUUCCAGAAGGAGCAGCCUGCAGGAGAGAGGACACCUCUGCUUCUGUAGAGGGGUGUGGGCUUGAUCAGGGGACCUCAGCUCUGGAGUUCAUGCUCACAUGGCUUCCGCAGUCUCUGGAGCGAUCCUAACAUGGUCAGGUGUCCUUGCUGUUAUAUGGCAAGGGCACACUAGGGAGUUAGGAUGCCUCUAAGUCAGGGAAGGAGAAAGACACCAACAAGUUGGUGGUAGGGAGGCUUUUCCUUAUUCCAACUACUUAGGAAAUUAUCUUUUGACUUGUAAAUAUAUGAUUGAUAUAUUCCAUUAAAUCCAUCAAAAAUUCAAAAAUAAAAAACACUGGUUCUCCGCCUGGUGUUUCUUUCUAUAACUCCUUGAACAAUCCUCUCCCCUGACUCUGUCUAAACUUGGGGAGGGGGAGGUAUUUAAGGAGUGUAUUGGAUCUUUAUUCACCUCUGUUUGCAGAUGUAGGGAUUUGAUACUGAAUCCCUUGAAUGUCAGGAUAUAAAAAGAGAAGUAACUUUUUUCUUAUAGAAGUAAUCUGAUUACUUAGUUGCAUGUUCUUUUAAUCAACACGAUGUCAGCAUUUAAAAAGUUUUAAUUGUGGUAAAAUACACAUAAAACUUACCAACUUAUUUUUAGUGUACAAUUCAGUGGGAUCCCUUUGUUUUUGCCUUUCAUUGCUUAAAAUGGUGACUUUGCAAGUGGUUAAAUUACAUCACUUAUUUAAAACUAGGUCAAUUCUACACAAAUAAUAGAAUGUUUACAUAGGUGUUUAUUUAUAUUCCAAAUAAUGGGCUUGGGUUAUUUUUUUCUUUCAUGGCCUUUUAAGAUAGUGUUGAAACUGAAUUAGAUGACAUGGAUUAUGUUUCAUUUCUAGGAAAUAAGUUGACCCCUAACCUUAAUGUAUGAUGCCAUUAACAACCUUAGAACAAUUGACACUUCAGUAUUCUUUUUGGCUGACGUACCUGUGUUAGCAUUAAUGUAUAACAGUGAUACAUUAAUGUAUAACUGCUUUCCUGUCAUUAAAGCCUGUGUGCUAUGUUUUGAAGUGAUGAGGGAGUCAUCAAGGAUAUUGGGCAUGACCUGCUUUUAAUCAGGACCAGCUUGGAUUCUGUAAGGAGAGUCCCCUCCAUUUGAUACCCUUGUUUCACCACAAGAAAGACCUUGGCAGCCCUGGGCUGCAUUCCUCCUGCUCAAUGCCUUUUUUCUUGCCUGUCAGAGCGCUGCAUUGUGAGCCAGUUCCUCUGACAAGCUGAGGUCAGUUGUGCCCGUGGCAUAUACGUUUGUGAGGUAACCACUACUUAAGUGCUGCUGCUUUUUAGUUUCUUCAGAGCAGAAAAGAUUAUUGAAGUUUCACGUCCCUGGAGAACUCUUUAACUUUUGCUUUUAAAAGUGUUUUGGGAAGGAUAAAACAAAAUGAGAAAAUAUAAAAUGAACCAUUUUUGCUUUGAAAAGUUAAAUGCCGGUAUCCAUUUACUACUCUGUAAUUCUUACUAUUUAUAAUUUAAACUUGACCAAAAAAUCUGAUUAAAAAAUGUACUGUAGGGACUCUGGUUUCUACCAUAGCUUUGUACAUUCUAACAAGGUUUAAUGGAAUGUUUGUGAAUCAUUCUCUGUACCAUCAGAAUUUCUGUACUGGCUCAAGACGGUAAAAGGCAGAACACACCUUUUUGGAGGGAGAAUGCAAAUUAUUUAAAAACUUUCACUAUGAUUUGUAAUGAGAAAGUCAGUUUGUAUAAUUUUUAUAAUAAAUACCUAUUUUUUAAAAAGUGA
Messenger RNA from Heterocephalus glaber (naked mole-rat), 3596 nucleotides. RefSeq names its product transmembrane 7 superfamily member 3 (gene Tm7sf3). Gene Ontology annotation, biological process: negative regulation of programmed cell death. Gene Ontology annotation, cellular component: plasma membrane. The record is from RefSeq and is a predicted model, not a curated record. NCBI's taxonomy places the organism in Eukaryota, Metazoa, Chordata, Mammalia, Rodentia, Bathyergidae.